AUACAGACAGGGUCAAGGACUUGGGGUCAGUCAGUUACACACACAGUGUCACACAGUGUGUCUGCAGUGAACGUUGCAAGACAAAAGUGUCUUGACAUUUUCUGUACGCAUUUGAACGCUUGGAAGAAAGAUUUCACAGGAGUUAUGAGUAGCCGUGAUGAUGGGGCAAUGGCCCCGCAUGUUGUUGAGACCAUCCAAACGUCCCCGUUUGAUGGUCAAAAACCGGGGACCAGUGGACUGAGAAAACCCGUUGCAAUCUUUCAGCAACCUCACUACACCGAGAAUUUCAUUCAGGCUGGUCUCAUCUCUGGCCUGGGUGAUAAAGUCAAAGGAUCGUGUUUGGUUGUUGGAGGAGAUGGAAGGUUUUUUGUCAAAGAAGCAGCGCAGCUUAUCAUAAAGAUUGCCGCUGCAAAUGGGGUUUCCAAGUUAGUGAUUGGUCAGCAUGGAAUCUUGUCCACUCCAGCUGUGUCUCACAUUAUUCGGAAAUACAAGCUUGAUGGAGGCUUCAUUCUCACAGCAAGUCACAACCCUGGAGGUCCCAAAGGCGACUUUGGCAUGAAGUAUAACACCCACAAUGGUGGUCCUGCCCCUGAGAGUGUUACCAACCACUUGUUUGAGUUAACCAAGACCAUCAGCGAGUAUAAAAUUGUACCCAACGUCAAGGCCAACCUCGAUGAACUCGGCAGCCAAUCCUUCCAGAUUCAAGGAGAGCAGUUCACAGUUGAGAUCAUCGACCAAACAAAAGAUUAUGUGGAGAUGGUGAAAGACAUCUUUGAUUUCGAUCUCCUGAGGGGAUUUUUGAAAACAAAAAGGGUUCUUAUCAAUGGAAUGAAUGGAGUGACAGGACCUUACAUCAAAAAGAUUUUCAUCGAAGAGUUCGGUUUACCAGAGGAAAUGUGCCUGAACUGUAUUCCUCUCCCAGAUUUUGGUGGGAGGCACCCAGAUCCCAAUCUGACAUAUGCCAAAGAUCUUGUGGAUAUAAUGAAAGAAGGUCGGCAUGACUUUGCAGCAGCAUUUGAUGGAGAUGGUGACCGGAACAUGAUCUUGGGUCACAGUGCGUUCUUUGUGACUCCGUGCGACUCCUUGGCUGUGCUGGCAGCCCACCUGGAAACAAUCCCCUAUUUCAAACGGAACGGAGUGAAUGGCUACGCCCGCAGCAUGCCCACUUCAGGGGCUGUAGAUUUAGUUGGUAAGAAAUACGGAAAGGAGUAUUUUGAGACCCCAACAGGCUGGAAAUUCUUUGGCAAUCUCAUGGACGCUAAUCGUAUUAGUUUGUGUGGGGAAGAGAGUUUUGGAACAGGAUCUAACUAUAUUAGGGAAAAAGACGGUAUUUGGGCAGCUUUGGCUUGGCUCUCGGUCAUGGCCAACACAGGCCAGUCGGUCAAAGAAAUCCUGACCAGCCACUGGUCCACCUUCGGGAGACACUACUUCUCCAGAUACGACUAUGAGCAAGUGUCUUCUGAGGCUGGGGACAAGUUGAUGGAGGGUCUAACCAAGUUGAUCAACGACCCAAAGACCGUGGGGAUGACCUUUUCUGAUCCAACGGGAAAAUCCUACAAGAUGGCCGCCUGUGAUAACUUUGAGUAUCAUGACCCAAUCGAUGGGAGCGUGAGUAAAAAUCAGGGCAUCAGACUCAUGUUUGAGGAUGGCUCUCGCAUUGUGUUCCGGCUGAGUGGGACGGGCAGUAGUGGCGCCACCGUCAGGCUCUAUGUGGAGGGCUAUGAGCAGGAGUCAGACCCUAACAGCUACCUGCAGGAUGCUCAGGAUGUUCUGAAGCCUUUGAUUACCAUCGCCCUGCGGACGUCCAAACUGAAGGAACUUUCAGGACGCGAUGAACCCACUGUCAUCACGUAGAGUGUCUCUUGUCAGUGUGAACAUAAAGUGUGUUCCUAGGUCUAACAAAUUAUUUAUAGCAUAAUUUUAUAAAGCAGAGGAAAAAAUUGUUAUUAAAGGUGUGCAGUCCUGACUUUUUUUUUUCGGCAUGUGUACAUACAUUUUUGUCUUAAAAAUUGCAAUUGACAAUAGCAAUAAUCCAGGUCAGCUCACAUUUGCUUUUUUUGUUGAAACAGUUUGUCCAAAUGUGAAACACAAAAUUAUACGCUCUCCUUUUUUCAAACCAUCAGGUGUUUUGCAUUUAAAUAGUGAUAAUGAUCCGGCAGUGUUUGAACUUUUUAGCUUGAACCAAAGAACAUUGAGCAAUUGUUUUCUCAUUUGAUCUUUGUGCUAGUCUAUGACUUUUGGGACAGGAGAACUUAUUUUUAAAAGGACACACGUCAUGUACCACUAGGAAGGUUGCAAACAUUUGCAAAUGAUAGUUUGACUUGAAUGGGCUGUUAAAGAUGAAUUUCUAAUUUUACUAAUUUCAUGGAUAUUGACAUAUUUCCUGGUGGUGGAUAAGUGGGAACUUUCUUUGUUUUCUGUCUCUGGUAGACAAAAAAAAAGCUUCUGUCAAAAUGUGGGAAUAGUAGAUGUAGUGGAAAAGACUGCCUGUUAGUUAUAUUUCGCGUAAAUUAUGUGUUUGUGUAUAUGUAUGUAUGUGUUGUCGCAAGUGACCUUCUUCAAGGUCUCCUACCACUGCUUACCCUCAAACUCAACUGUUCUCCCGACUUUUCCCAUUUUAUAUAUCAUUAUCUUUCCUUGCAGAACUUUCAUUGGGUACUGCCAUGCUAACUGCCUCUGGGCAAAUGGCAGUGGAUGAGAAAUAUAGAGCUCAGUAAAUGCUCUUCAAAGUUAAAUGAAGUGUCUUAUCGUACUGGCCGUGGAUACAGAGGAAUGUCAGCGAAUUAGUUUUGAAGAGCAGUCUACUGUGCACCGUUAUUUUUGUCCACUGAUGUUUGCCCACUGACACGAAGUAUGGCCACACCCUAAUGUGUUUAUAGAUGGUGCCAUGACUAAGGCUUCUUUACCUUAAUUGUUUGUACUCAGGGUUAACUCUUGUUUUUUGUUUCUCUAGAAAAGGCAACGGUCAGUGCAAACAGGAAAUUUUAAAAUAAAUGUUAGUGGUGAAUUAUAACAUCAGCAUUAUUGCUUGAGAGAUUUUUUAAUUCUUUUUUUUAUAUAAUAGAGUGUCCUAAAAUUGGUAAAGAAAUUUGGUUUUGCUAAAGUUGCCUAGGAAUGUGCCAACUUAUCUAUAACGGCUAUGCUAUGGGUUAUAGUAUAACUCUUCAGGUUUUCUCUAAGGUGCAACUUGUAUUGGUUGUGUACCUGUCAAUGGGCCUUUCUUUUUUAUUUCUUUUUCUUCUUGUAUCUCCAUCCUCGUUGGAGAUCAUGGGUGUAGACCAAGCCUGAUAACACACUAAAAGUUUCCUUCUUUGAUUGAGAUGUGUUGCUGACACUUACGACUUACAAAACUGUUUCUGUGAAAUAAUGUAGUGGUUAUCGUGGCAGCACACAGUUAUAUCAAACUUAAAAGCAACGGACUUAUACAGGCAACCAGGUUAUAUUGGGAUUUUUACAUUAAACGAUACAUCAGCUGAAUGGUUUUUCACUGAAGUUCCUACGAUGACCAAAAAAAAAAAAAAAGCCCACCCAUUCAGGUCGGCUCAAUUUUUGACAAUCAAUUCUAUAUUUUAGUUGGAUAGUUCACAGAGCUGUCGUCGUCUUUAAUGCUGUCAUGUUGUAGACUCUUCAGUUAGUUUAAUACGUUCUGUGUGCGGUAUCCUUUGUUUGCCUAAAUGUGUUACUGAGGUGAGUAGAAUUUGCAUUGUAUGACCUUGCAUCUUACAGGAGGUGCCUCACAGUUUUUAAGCCAAAGUUAAAUAGUUACAUAGAUCUGAUAGUAAUCUAAUGUAUAUACAUGGAUGUGAGCUCCAAAAUGAGGAAAUGAUAUGUCUGUAGUUGUGCUCAAAUAAUUUCUUGUGUUCCAAAUCAUCUGUGUAAAUACACUGCACUGUUACCUGCUAUUGUUAAUGAACAUGCACAGUUAAAGAUACAACUCUUUGCCUACACUGUGAUUCAGUUUGUUUUAAAAUUGUCGUUUGGAAAAAGUAUCUGUACAGAGCCUUCACUUAUAGUUGAGUGCCUUUUAGACUCACGUCUAUAGGUCAUAUAUAGAUAAUAUAUUGAUUUUGGUGAAAUAGUUAAUAGUCCAUUCAUUUUAACAAAACGGGGAGGUGGUUCUUUCACUUACUUACUGUCUUCACACCAAAAGAAAGAAAGAACUGAAGUAUAACUGUUUUACCUUUGUGUCUCCCUUUUAAAUGGUUCAAAAUGAGGAAAAUAAAAGUGACAUACAGUUGAAAACAUUAUUGAGAUUGUCUGUUUCAACCCCUGGUCAACUGCUGUAGAAAGAAGCAGUGUGCAAGUCUGUAGUGCAUUAAUUGGCUUUAUCCCUUGUAUCCAGCUCUAUGAAUUGAUCGUUUGGAGGCUUCAGUUGUUAAGCUUCUGUGUUUCUUUCUUUUUAAUUUAUACAAAUUCUUCAGGUCUGUCAUCAGUCCUUGAGUUUGCAAGGAUUAAUACUGACUCUUUGCUUUGCCUCUUUUGGCUUCCCCAUUAAACUGUUGUUGAUUGUUACAGUGAUGCAUGAUGUGAUGAGUAGAGACUCGAUUUCUCACGUGGUAUGUAGAUUUGCCGACAUAUUUGUUAUGUUAAUUUCCAAAACUUGGAAAAUGUUGCUUUCAGAGAGCAACUUUCAUUUGACCUUGAUGAUGGGUGAAAAAUAAAGGUGAUUCUCAUAAGUGAAAUUACA
Molecule: messenger RNA, 4687 nt
Organism: Aplysia californica (California sea hare)
Lineage: Eukaryota; Metazoa; Mollusca; Gastropoda; Aplysiida; Aplysiidae
Product: phosphoglucomutase
Exons: 10
Coding region: 145-1854 (569 amino acids)
Biological process (GO): carbohydrate metabolic process
Cellular component (GO): cytosol
Molecular function (GO): magnesium ion binding; phosphoglucomutase activity
Source: RefSeq, a predicted model, not a curated record